Messenger RNA from Spinacia oleracea (spinach), 792 nucleotides. Its product is annotated as MLP-like protein 31. Bases 64 to 519 code for a protein of 151 amino acids. Lineage: Eukaryota; Viridiplantae; Streptophyta; Magnoliopsida; Caryophyllales; Amaranthaceae. The transcript has 2 exons. Gene Ontology annotation, biological process: defense response. The record is from RefSeq and is a predicted model, not a curated record.
AUAUUUUCACCUCAAAUAUUCUAAUUAUAUUAUAUUUCUAAAAUUAUUAAUUUAAUUUGAAGUAUGGGAGUUACAGGAAAGCUAGAAGUUGAUGUUGAGAUUAAGUCACAAGGAGAUCUUUUUCAUGAACUCUUUGGGCAGAAGCCACACCAUGUCGCUAAUAUCACCCCGGAUAAAGUUCAUACGUGUGACGUUCAUGAGGGUGAUUUUGGAAAGCCUGGCUCUAUCAUUUGUUGGGAUUAUACUAUUGAUGGGAAGAAAUGUGUAGCAAAGGAGCUAGUUGAAGAAAUAGAUGAAGAGAAACAAUAUGUGAAGUUCAAAGUCAUUGAAGGAGAUAUCCUUGAAGAGUUCAAGAGCUUAAGCAUUAGUAUUCAUGUUGUUCCUAGGGGUGAAACAACAAUUGUGAAGUGGAUUAUUGAGUUUGAGAAGUUUACUGAUGAUGGGCCCUACCCAACCAAGUUCAUGGACUUUGCCAUUGGUAUCACUAAGGAAAUCGAGGCUCAUCAUCUAAAUGAAUAAUAAUAAUAAUACAUACAUGAUGAACGAUUAAUUUUGGUGUUUUUGUGUUUGAGCAAAUGUUGUUUGAUACUGAGUAAUUGCUACGUACUCCGAUCCUUCACACUCUUUUUGUUCUUCCUAUUUUGAUAUGUUUUAGGAAAAAAAUGUCAAAGUAGAAAGAACAAAAAGAAAAUAAUGGAGUAUUAACUUGCUAUUGAAAUAAGUGGAUGUUGUUCUUGUGUGUGGUAUUUUGUAUGUUAUUGUAUGAGAAUGACUGAUUUGUUAUUGCGAAAA